ACGUGGAUCCUCAAGGCGAUGUGCCCACGCGGCUGCUUGGCCGAGCGGAGCUCUACGCGCAGCAAAUGUUUUGCCGCCUGUGGCACGUCUCAGCCUGUACAGGAAAGAAUAUAAAGAAGAUGUUCAUUGACAUGGCACAGCUGAUCCUCGCGAAUGGGAUGCUUUGGGAGCUUGACUACCACGAAGAAAGCAGCUCCGAGGAAAGCGACGAAGACCGCUGUGCUAUUAUGUGA
Molecule: messenger RNA, 233 nt
Organism: Eimeria tenella
Lineage: Eukaryota; Apicomplexa; Conoidasida; Eucoccidiorida; Eimeriidae
Product: Ras family domain containing protein, putative
Exons: 4
Source: RefSeq, a predicted model, not a curated record